UAAAGCAGCUAGUUGAGUUGCAAAUCCACCAAUAAAACGGAAACUGUUCCCGCCUUUACUAAUCGUAUUGAGAAUCUUUACAGCUUCUUAUUUUUAUAUUUUUAUAUGAGUAUCGUAUUUCACGACGAGAAACAUGAAUAAAAUAAGUCGAAAACCGUUUUCAACACCUUCAGCAGCAAAAAAACUCAAAUAUAGAGAUGACGAUGAUGAGAAACCUAGUUCGUUUGAAGCUGAACUGGCCGUUAUGGAUUUUGCAGAUGAUGAUUUUCCAGAUGAAACAUUACUAAUAGGAGAGGGACCUGAACAGGAAAAUACAUCUGCAAAAUGGAGCAGAACUCCUCCACCGUCUUUGAAUCCACAAAUUGAUACAUUAACAUUCCAGCAAAUUGAAAUUGAUCAUUAUAUAGGUAGACCCCUCCCUGGAAUGCCAGGUAGUAAAAUAGGACCUGUACCCAUAAUGAGGAUGUUUGGUGUUACAGAAUUAGGAAAUUCUGUAUGUUGUCAUGUCCAUGGCUUUUGUCCAUAUCUGUUUGUAUCAGCACCACCAAAUUUCACAAACAACCAUUGCAGACCAUUCAAAGAAGCUCUUGAUCAAGCAGUAAAAAAGGAUAUGAAAUCAAACCCAGAUAACAUACAAGAAACCAUCCUAGCAGUAGAAGUGGUCUAUAAACAAUCAAUGUAUGGAUAUGAAGGACAUAAUAAAUUGCCGUUUUUAAAAAUUACAGUGGCUGUUCCAAAAUUGAUAGCACCUUGUAAGAGAUUAUUAGAAACAGACACAGUUUAUACUGCGUUUAAUUAUCACUAUAGAGCCUUUGAAAGUAACAUCGAUUUUGAUAUCAGGUUUAUGGUUGACACAUCAGUAGUUGGUUGCUCUUGGAUUGAAUUACCACCAGGAAGCUGGAAAUUACGUGGCCAAUAUGGGCACAUAUUGGAACUAACUACUCGAUGCCAACUGGAAGUGGAUGUUGCAUGGGAUGCUUUUAUAUCUCAUGCACCAGAAGGAGAAUGGUCCAAAAUAGCUCCAUUUAGAAUUCUCAGUUUCGAUAUUGAAUGUGCUGGACGCGAAGGUAUCUUUCCGGAAGCAAAACAUGAUCCUGUGAUACAAAUUGCUAACAUGGUCAUAAGACAGGGCGAGCCCGAACCGUUUUUAAGAAAUAUUUUCACUCUUGAUACUUGUGCGCCUAUCGUUGGUUGUCAAGUGUUGAGCUUUGACAAGGAAAGUUUAAUGUUAGAGAAAUGGGCUGAUUUUGUGCGUCAAUUAGAUCCUGACAUUUUCACAGGCUAUAACAUAAACAAUUUUGAUUUUCCGUAUUUAAUUAAUCGUGCACAACAUCUUAAUGUGAAAAACUUCAACUUCCUUGGUCGAAUAAAGAAUAUAAAGUCUGUAAUUAAGGAUCAUGUACUGCAAAGCAAACAAUUAGGUCGUCGUGAAAACAAAUCAAUUAAUUUUGAAGGAAGAGUUCCAUUCGAUUUAUUAUUAGUAUUAGUUCGAGAUUAUAAAUUGAGAUCUUAUACUCUGAAUGCGGUAUCGUAUCAUUUUCUUCAAGAACAAAAAGAAGAUGUUCAACAUAAAGAUAUUACGGGACUACAAAAUGGAAAUGCCCAAACACGUCGACGUCUCGCUGUAUAUUGUUUGAAGGACGCAUACUUACCACUUAGAUUAUUAGACAAGCUAAUGUGUGUUAUUAUCUAUAUGGAAAUGGCAAGAGUUACGGGAGUGUCUAUUUCUAGCUUAUUAACUCGUGGACAACAAAUCAAAGUCGUUUCACAACUUUUACGCAAGACCCGGGAAAAGGAUUACUUGAUGCCAGUGCAUCAAGGCCAUGGUACCGAUGAGCAAUUUGAAGGAGCGACUGUCAUAGAGCCUAAGCGUGGCUAUUACAAUGAUCCAAUAGCUACCUUAGAUUUCAGUUCUUUGUAUCCUAGUAUUAUUAUGGCGCACAAUUUAUGUUACACGACAUUAUUAACCGUUGCUAAAAAAAAGGAAUUGAAUAUUGAAGAAGACCAAAUUAUUACAACUCCCAGUAAUUCAUUUUUCAUUAAGAGUACCAUGAGAAAAGGAAUUCUUCCAGAGAUUUUGGAAAACCUAUUGACAGCCAGGAAAAGAGCGAAAGCAGAAUUAAAGCAAGAAACAGAUCCAUUGAAGCAAAAGGUACUCGAUGGUAGACAAUAUGCUUUAAAAGUGUCGGCGAAUUCGGUCUAUGGGUUCACGGGUGCGCAAAUGGGAAAAUUACCAUGUUUGGAAAUAUCUGCUAGCGUUACCGCUUAUGGACGUACUAUGAUAGAACAAACAAAACAAGAAGUAGAGGAUCACUUUCGCAUAGAAAAUGGAUACAAAAACGAUGCGAUAGUCAUAUACGGUGAUACUGACUCUGUCAUGGUGAAAUUUGGCGUGAAAUCUAUAGAGGAUGCAAUGGAGCUUGGUAAAGAAGCUGCCGAUUAUGUGACAUCUAAAUUUAUCAAACCUAUAAAAUUAGAGUUUGAGAAAGUGUAUUUUCCAUAUCUCUUAAUUAACAAAAAACGUUAUGCUGGUCUAUAUUUUACGAAACCUGAUAAAUACGAUAAAAUGGAUUGCAAAGGUCUCGAAACGGUGCGGAGAGAUAACUGUCCGUUGGUCGCGAACAUGAUGAAUACCUGUUUGCAAAUAUUGCUUAUUGAGAGAAAUCCAAGCGCUGCCGUAGAUUACGCCAAACAGGUCAUUAGCGAUCUUUUGUGUAAUCGUAUUGAUCUUUCUCAAUUAGUAAUCACGAAAGAACUAACAAAGACUGAUUACGCGGCGAAGCAAGCGCAUGUCGAACUGGCGGCAAAAAUGAAGAAACGAGACGCCGGAAACGCACCGAAACUUGGUGAUCGUGUGGCAUAUGUAUUUAUAAGCGCAGCUAAAGGUGCUCCGGCAUACCAGAAGGCAGAAGAUCCUGUUUAUGCGCUGCAGAAUAGUAUCCCAAUAGACACGAAUUAUUAUCUAGAGAAUCAAUUGGCGAAACCUCUUGUACGUAUCUUUGAACCUAUCCUCGGCGAGAAAGCAGAGUCACUUCUUUUGAAAGGAGAUCAUACACGCACGAGAUGCAUCGCUACAUCACAAGUUGGAGCGCUCGCGGCUUUUACACGUAAAAAAGAAACCUGUUUGGGCUGCAAAGCUGUUUUACCGCCAGACAGAGAAGACAAGGCAGUAUGUAAGCAUUGCGAAUCUCAAGAGGCUGAAUUGUUUCACAAUGAGUUACAGGCCCAGCAUAAACUGGAAGAGAAGUUUUCCAGAUUGUGGGCAGAAUGUCAAAGAUGUCAAGGAAGUCUUCAUCAAGAAGUUAUAUGCUCUAACCGUGACUGCCCAAUAUUUUACAUGAGGGUGAAAUCUCGAAUAGACAUGGCUGCAAAAAUUAAACGAAUCCAAAGAUUUGGUGUUCCGGAAUGGUAAAAAAAUGAUUGCAAUUUACAUAGGUUUCAUCUUGUAAAAGUUAUUAUUGUAAGUAGAAAAAUUGCAAUUAUUCACGUAUAAUAAAUUUAGUCAAUGAAAUAAAAAUUUAUUAUGAAAUAGUUAUCUAUAUAUUUCCUAAUAUAUUAACAAAAUUUAUAUAUUAAAAUUUAGUAUAUUCAGGAAAAAUAUAAAUACGUAUUAGAAAAUAUUAAAAAUUUCCAACCAUGGUCUAUUAUUUGAUAUAAUACCGUCAAGAAGUCUUAGAUAAAACUAGAACGCAAUUCAGAGUGAAACUUACAUAUUUGUAAAUAUAUAUUUUUUUAAUACUAAUGCAAUUCUUUUUCGCGGCAUAAAAUUAAUUUUAUUUUGUAUACGUUGUAUAACAACUUUUAUAAAUGCUAGUUGUAUUUGUAUCUUGUCUACAUUCAUUUUUAUCUUAAAUUCAUUUUACUAAUUAUUGUACUGAAAAAAGAAUAUUUCAUAGUUUGAGAUACAUCAAGAUGACAGUAUAUUAUGUAUAGAUAUAUGAUCUCUAAAUGUAGUAUGUUUGUAGUAUUUUUGUUUUAUGAGUUUGAACUUUUCCAAAUAUUUAUUUUUGUUUGGUAAUCGAGAUGUAUAUUUGAUCAAUAUACUUGUGUUCCCAUUACAAAUAAUUUGUAAUUCGAUA
Messenger RNA from Pogonomyrmex barbatus (red harvester ant), 4079 nucleotides. It is a transcript of the gene PolD1, whose product is annotated as DNA polymerase delta 1, catalytic subunit. Gene Ontology annotation, biological process: base-excision repair, gap-filling; DNA-templated DNA replication; nucleotide-excision repair, DNA gap filling. The record is from RefSeq and is a predicted model, not a curated record. Gene Ontology annotation, cellular component: delta DNA polymerase complex. Gene Ontology annotation, molecular function: nucleotide binding; 3'-5'-DNA exonuclease activity; DNA-directed DNA polymerase activity. Lineage: Eukaryota; Metazoa; Arthropoda; Insecta; Hymenoptera; Formicidae.